Danaus chrysippus (African queen) is the source of this 1074-nucleotide messenger RNA. The record is from the annotation of a GenBank genome assembly. Lineage: Eukaryota; Metazoa; Arthropoda; Insecta; Lepidoptera; Nymphalidae.
AUGCACCGGACAAGUUUUAAUGCAACCGCUUCAUUUGUUGCUGCACUAAAAGUGCCAUAUCGGAGACGUUAUAGAAGUGAUAACUUUGUGUGGAUGACAGCCGGUGUUCCAGAAUCAGUCGUUCAACGCGAUCCCAAUUCGCCCACCUCGUGCUCUUUGACAUUUACGCCUCGCGACUGUGAACAGAUGGUUGCCAUGCCAACGGCUAAACAUCUUGUGACCUUUCGGAGGGUCAUUUCCCUGUCCAAAACAGUCUCCUACAGUGAAAACGGGACGAGCACACAGCAUACAGUACGAAAACAGAACGUGAUUCAGCGGGAGAAAGUGCUGGCAGCCGGGAAUGUAGUCAUAGUGACGCGCGAACACGCGGCGAGCCUCCGAGUAUCGUGCCCACGCGUUCAGACUCGCACUUCUAGCCAUCACUACACUUGUGCGUGCCGCAGUUUUCGCGCGCCUUCUUUCGCCGUCGCGACGCCGCGCCAUUUUCUCGCGCACGUGGGCGACGAGCUAAGCGAGGGCGCCCGGACGCUCGGUCCACAAGAACAGCACCGCGUUCCUUGCACGGGGGCGGCUGCACUCCGCCGGCCGUCUCGGACGCCUUUCAGUCGAGGAUGUGGCGCGACAAGCGCGACGACACACAUCACGUUCAAAAUCUGUGUUCAUUUAUCAGUAGACAUUCGUGACGGGUUCAGGGCGGUUCGUAGUGAAAGUCUGUGCCGGUGUGCGAGUGUGGUGUGGUUUGGUGUGCGGGGAUGCGAUCGUGCGAUGCUCUCGGUGAUUGCGAUGCGUCGGCCCGAGGACGAGGAGCUGGGCGGUCGCGGAGACGGCGAAGAGUUUGUGGAUUACACACAGAUGCAACUGCUCGUGGAGGCAGGCCCGAGCGGCCUGCAUUACGGUGGGCCCGCACCUCCGCUGGCUCAACCGCAGCCUUACAUACAAGCGACUCCAACUACAGCCACUACUACCUCAACGUCCGCCUCUGUAGACGAUCUAUUUGCGCUUUAUUUUACACCAACCACCCAUGGCGAGAACCAAUUAGGUAUUAUCAAAUUUUCGUUUCUCAUUAGUUUUUAA